Messenger RNA from Cylicocyclus nassatus, 1319 nucleotides. The record is from the annotation of a GenBank genome assembly. Lineage: Eukaryota; Metazoa; Nematoda; Chromadorea; Rhabditida; Strongylidae.
UCUCUUCGCUGUGUCUCUCCCGUUGUGUGUGUGCGUUCGCCUGUCUCGUGUCUCUUGGUUAGUGUUACCCCCCCCCCCUCCACCACCGGAUUCGGAAUCAAUAGCUUGCUGUGCUCGGGGUGGAACAGAACUCGGGGAGAGAAUCUGUCAGUACUUCUAUGUGCCCAUUUUGGAGUAACAUAUAGAUAACAGCAUGGGACAGCAACAUUCUGGAUUUGUUGUCGAAAUUGCCAGUCCACGUUUGGGACGAUUUCAGGCAGUCCCACAAAAAGACCCAGACGAAGAGAAUGAACCGUCAUGGCGAAUUACUGUCAAUCCAUCAGCCGAACUCUUUGGAUCACAACGACUUCGACAACUCAUCGAUAGACUCUAUCAUCAGCAGAAAUUGUUGAGUGCAACUGACGCGAAACAGGUUCUGAAUGCACUACAAGCUAUCGAUCCUACGUCCGAUCUACUGCUACCACUACUUACAGUACUCUCAAAUGCUACGGCAUAUCCAGCAAAUCAGAUACUUAUGCGCGAAUUGCGAAUUACGGAACGAGUGACCGAAAUGGUUUGUUCUCCACGGCAUGGAUGGUCGAGAUCGUGCCGGGUGAUGUUGUUACAGUGUCUGGCCAAUAUGGCCGUUUGUAAGGAAAAUCAUCCGAUUGUACGCGAUGCCAUUCCACAUGCAGUACAACGGCUCACAUCAAACGAUGAAAUGGAAGUGGUUGUGGCUUUACAAGCGCUGACGAAUUUGUCAUUGAAUAUCACCACAGAACAGAUUCCACAAUUUGUGCCCGCCAUUCCCCACUGCCUAUCACGGCUAUGGACACGCGGAGAACCCAAUAUCAAUGCUUUGCGGCUACUUGUUAAUCUUAGCUGCUGUCCCGAUAUGGUCCCGUACCUGCUUGGAGCAAAGGGGGUGAGCGGUCUUCUUCGAUUGCUGGAUACGGAUCGAGAAGAAGUACUGCUCCGAGCAAUUACUUGGUUGCUUUGUACAUCGUCGGCUGUAGAUGCACUACAUUUGACUUACGAUCGGAUAGCUUGCCAUAAUCAGGACCCAUUCCGAAAUCCUGCGCAUACCCUGUACUAUUCUAUAUAUGGUCCAAAAAGUCGUGAAGAACUGGAACAACGUGCCAAUGAGUUGACACAUCACGCAAAUCCAGAUGUGGUGAACAAAGCUAUGCGAUUAUUGGAGAUAUUGAAGAAUGUCCCUCCUUUCCCAACGCUUGGAUCGCAGCUUAAUCGAUUAUGACCUUCAUAGAUCAUACGUAUUCAAAAAGAUUCAGAUUGUACCUAGAUUGUAAUGACAAAAUGUGAACUUUCACUUGUGCUAC